This is a messenger RNA of Drosophila suzukii, 821 nucleotides long. The record is from RefSeq and is a predicted model, not a curated record. NCBI's taxonomy places the organism in Eukaryota, Metazoa, Arthropoda, Insecta, Diptera, Drosophilidae.
AGACUUUUAAUCUUGUCUAUAUCAGAUACCUAUCCAUACUUUUACAUUACUGUCACUACGAUAACGCACAAAACAGAAAGUUUUUUAGUGGAAAAAUUGAAAAUUCCUUUGAGUUUACAUAAUGACUUCGAAGUUUCUCCUGCUUCUACUGGCCUCUGGGUCAAUGAUCCCGUUUCACGAAACCGAUGACUCCAUUACUACAGGACUCUGUCCCCGGUACGGGUCAAUUACCAUGAUCGAUGAGAUUAACUGGAUGGAGGUGCUAACCGGCGAGUGGCUGGUGAUUAUCUGUUCGCAACAGGAGCCGAAGUGCAAGGAUCUGAAAUGGAGCUUAUAUAAUUUGGCGACCACCUCCAUGGGUUGCCUCGAUGUUGGACUGGCCGUUUGCGAUCUCUCCAAGCUUUCGACGAUGAAAAAACGAUUCUCCGCCUUUACCGAUGAGACCAUAUAUCAUGUGAUGGAUGGGGACUUUCGUAAAUUGAAUACUAAACAGGACGUGAUAUCCUUUCGCGAUCUCCUGCAUCUGCGUGAAUGGGUGGAUAUUCCCACAAUGCCGUUUUGGAGACACCCAACUUCCAUAUAUACAAAUUUUUCCGUUUUUGCUUUCACUUUACUGCGUUCUGGACUUUUUGGUCAAAACAUUUUGCUGGCCAAAAUUGUCCUUGGUUUGUUGUUUAUCAGUGCACUGGAUAUUGUCAUUAUAACCAUAUAUGUCUUGAGGCCUUUAAUCAUGAAAAUUAUUUCCAAAUAUUAUCAAUCAAAAAUAAUGCACUACCAGUUAACUCCCUAUAUCAAUUAGACAACUGAAAAUUAUACAAAUA